UCAAUCUUACAUAUAGGUUGGUUACGCGAAUUCCGCUGGCAAUCAAUCAGAUACUUGUUGUGAUUCAGUAGUGAAAGUAUAGUUAAAAGUAAAUAAACUGCAGAAAAUGUCAAUUCAUCAUCGAGUUUUAGUAUAAAAUUUCCUUUUUAUACAGUUUCUCCUAGGAUCAAUUUGUGCAGCAGUGCUAUAUAAUGGCGCUAACACCGGAUGAGUUGCGAAAGCGUAUUCCUCAAUGGUCGCUGGAGUCGGAUGGGCAGCUGCUGCAGUAUAUGAAGCAAAUAUCGAAGAACCUUCAAGACAAGUGCCAGCAAACCAAGGAUAACCUGAACCAGCUGCUGCUGGAGGUGGAUGAAUGUCACAUUCGUUUCGCGAAUGCAUCCAACAACUUCAAUGGCAUACAGCAGAUAAAAUUUGUGGAAAAUCGUGUUAAAGACGACGAUGAAAGUUUCUAUUCUGCACGGGAGGAAGAAGUGGAAAAGGGGGAAAAGCAUCCGUACAGUGAAAUAUUCCAGAUGACAGUGGAAAACUCGAUCACGAAUAUGUACAAAUGCUUUGAAAAGGUGACUGUCCAGCUGGCUAGUGAUAGCGAUAGCGAUGACGACGAAGAUGACGAAGAAGCCACUGCCAGAAACACUGUACUAAGAGCAGUACAGAAGUAUCCGUAUAUCAGAAGACCCCUGCCGCACAUUAUUGGUUCGCAGGAGUGGAGGGAAAAAUGGCACGCUGGAUUGAUCGAUUCCGAAGAGGAAUCGGAAGCUGAAGCCAAGGAACAGUAUUCCGAUUCCAGCGAUAGCGAUACGAUGUUUCCGUCACAAACUAACAGCAAUCAUACGCCAUCGGAAUCUGAGGGUUCGGUAUGGGGAGUUCAUUCGGAUCCAAGAAGACGAGCUCCAUCGAUGGAACACAGUGUAUCCGGGGAUGAUGCCUUAUCUAUUCAUUCCACAUCCAGUUCGAUUAGACCGCCGGGUAUGAGGUCACUAAAUCAACCGAACAAGGUUCAGGUAUUACCAACAGUCCAUUCGCUCAAACCACCGUUCUUGUUUCCCGACCAGCCACCAGAUGAUACUGUCAGUGUUUCGUCCAGAUCCAAGGUGCACAAUCUGUUUGAAGAAUCAGAUGAAGAUGAGGCUACUCCCGUUCAUAAACCACAGGCGCAACCAACGAAUGUUCAAUCGUCCUACUUCAGGGGGAAUCGACCAACCAGACAAACGGUGAACUUGUUCUCUGAUGAACCUCCGUCACCGGUGAAUAACUAUGAAUCAACUACGCCGAAACCAACGACUAGUGCUGGAAGAUUUCAACAAAAGAAACCAGUCAAUUUGUUCAUUGAAAGCGACGAUGAAGAUAAUACAUUUAAUAACAAUGUUCCACCUACUAGUGUUUACGAAAGUGAACCUCCGGAACAACCGGAACCAGCAAAGAGGAAAGUCAACCUAUUUGAUGAUGAUGAUGAUUAUGAUGAUGACGAACAAGAUAACAGCAAACGACCGAAUAAUGUUUUCGAUAAAAAGACUGAUGGCGGUAGAGUUUUCGAUGCAAUUAAUAACAAUCCUCACGAGGAAGAAGAUCUGUUCGUACCGGUGAAAAAAUCCGUUAACGGAAACUCGGAAAGUCGCGGCGUUCGUAGGAUAACAGAUCUUUUCGACGAUGAACCACCAGUCGACGAUUUUGAUGAAAUAUUUAAACCAAAAGCAACUAACAGGAAACUGCUACCGGGGGGAAAAUUGGUAUUACCUGCAAUGCCGAAAGUUGAUUCUGUUGAAAAGAAACAAGGUUCGGAAACAACUGUACCUGCGAAAAAGGUUAAUCUCUUUGAGGAUGAAAAUUGUGUCUCCGAGAACGUUGUGCCCCAGAAGACCCCAGUUGAUUUUAAACAGAAAAAUGAGGCGAGUAAAAAGGCAGUGGUUGUCGCAACUCCUAAGAAGAUGAUUAACCUUUUUGCUGAUGACGAUAAUGAUGACGACCUCGACAUAUUCCGAACGAACGUGGUAGGUAAUCAGAAAUCAUCGACGAAGUCAUCGGGCAUACUACCUAAACGAAAAGUCAAUCUGUUCGAUGAUAGUGAUGAAGAUGAUGAUGUCAAAAUUGAAAAAGCUCCAAGCAAGAGUAACGCAGAUGCAAAAACGAUAGAAUCGGAGAAUGUCACUGCCACCAAGGAACCGGUUUCGUCAAGUAUAAGAUCAGCAAUUCUGAAGAAAAAAUCAAUUUUUGAUUCAGAAUCAGAGGAGGACGACGAAGAAGAGGCACUGUUUGUGAGCAAAAAAGCCAUCGAUCCAGACAGGCAUGAACCUGAGUCUCUUCCAAGAAAGGUUGAAGCGAUCCAACAACAGCAGAAAACUGUUGACAGUUCAGUGGUGAGAAAUUUUAUUGAUGAAGUUCGUACGACACCAGCGAAGGAUAAACCUCCAAUUCCAGAUGAACCACCGGUUAUUGGUUCUUCAGAACUAAGCCCUGCUAAAGUAGUAGAUAACCAAAAACAUAUUGAUGUUUCAAAUGAUAUUGAUUAUUAUUUGACUACGAACACAAUACCAACUGUAUCUCAUCAAAUGGACAUGCCUAACGAUGAAAUUCAGGUUGAUUCCGGGGCAGAUAAUCAUAACAUUCUAGGAUUUGAUUCUGAUAUUUCAAAUCUCAAAAAAGAUCCGUUGGAAGAAAAUAGCACACCCUCAACGGCUGCAGACCCUAAUGAGAUGCCAGAUAUAAAUCUAGCAGAACCUACUCUUGGUGAAAAUAUAGAACAUGUCACGCCAUCGAAAAGUGCCUUAGCCUUUAGUUCCGUGGGAUUGUUUGAUGAUGUUCCACCACCAGAUGACGAAGAUUUCGAAGAGCUUCGAUCGGCGCUGGCCGUCGAUCACACUGAAGAUGGAUUUCUCGGUACUCGGCUUCCUGUCCUGCCUAGCAGUUCGUCCAAUGGUAAUUCCAGUCGAUAUUUCUUUUUGGAUGAUGAUGGGCCUCCGCCGGAUGAUGUAGCAGGGUCAUCGAGUAGAGACGAAGUGGAUGAUGUUGAAGUAAAUCCCCCCGAAUUGCUCCCGAAGGGAAUAUCUAGCAUAACCGAAGAAAGAAACCGAAAUGAGUUGGGCUAUGAGAGUACAAGGGAAAACUCUAAAAUAAAUAGACUAAGUGCCAAAGUUAACAUCGACGUGAAUGCUUUAUUACCUGGUGCUCGUAGACCUCAGAAGCAGCAGAGCGAUUCAGUGUUCGUAGUUCCUAGUACAGAAAGUUUCAUUAGUCAAGUCAAGUCUGAUGAACAUCCCAAAACGCAGACCGAAGCAGUUGACAGUGAAACGAAGCUAGUAGGAUUGAACAAAAGUCGAGCUCGAAUCCAAGCAAAACGAAAACCAUCAUCUCGACAAAACCGGAGAACGAAUUAUCAAAACAGCUUGGAUUCAAGUCAGCGCGAUGAUUCGUCGUCACCCGAUAGGGAGGUCCGUGUGGUAGUCGGAUCCGAAGUGAAAACUCAACAUGUAGAAGUAACUGCUGCUCACCUCACCGUGAAUCAUUUGCUAUCCAAUGAGCUUUCCAAAAAGUUGUCCAAUAUAAAAGUCGAUGACGAUGACGUUAAUGUUAGUAAAAACAUUGAAAGGAAAAUCCCUGAUCCUGCACAGGUCGAAUCGCUAUCGAAGCCACAGAAGAUAUCAGUGUCAGCUGUAGACAAACCAAAACCGUCUUCUUCUGCCAAGCUAUUCUCCGAAAGCGAAUCAGAUGAUGAUGACUUGUUUAAAACUUUAAGCAAAACUAGAAAGGAUACUGUUUUCGAAAAACCAGUGAUUACAGCAAGCCAAGAAAUCUCUCCUGCCGUCACACGUCCAGUUCCUGCACCUUCGAAUAAUAAAAUCUCACAAUCGAUCUUUGAUGAAUCAGAUAAUGACGACGAUGGUCUGUUCUCAAUACCUAAAUCGAACAAACCAGUCACUGCUACUUCAGCCUCUACAAACAAAGUUACUAAUCGGAAACCAACCAGUCAAAGCAGGAGCAUAUUCGCGUCUGAUGAGGAUGAUGACAGUGACGAUAUUUUUAGUGGAGCAAAGCGCAAACCACUAACCAAAUCGGAACCUCCUCUGGCGACUGCUAAAGCGAAGACAGCGGUUCCGAUUAAUUCUAGUAAAACUUUAUUCGGUGACGAAGAGGAAAACGACGAGGAUCUCUUUGGCUCCAAAAGCAAAGCUCAAUCGAAACCUGUUUCAUCACAAACGGAAAGCAGAAAAGCAGAGAAAUCGCGAGCGAAAACCUUAUCGUCUGUUAGUGGUGAUCCGUUAGCGGAUUUACUUGGGUCGUGAGUCAUAACUGAGUUGCAUGGUGAGCUAAACGGCAGUACAUCUGUUAAAUCUGUUGAAAUAACCGAUUUCGAACGGUUUGAAGUUCGGUUCUAUUUUUCAUUACUCAGUUGGUCAGUCGGUUGAACCGACGACUGGCCACCACGCGAUAGAAAUGAACAAACGGAAAAUCUAGUCAAAAUUUAUCAUUCUAUAAAAAGAGGAAGUUCUAGAAACGAAUUAGGUUUUGCACAGUUAUAGCUGUAUGUUAAUUCGCGAUUUUGUAUUUUUAUUUCUAUCAUUCCAAUAGAGCAUUUUUGUUUAUAUAGGUUUCGUCCUUUUAACGAGUUUAGUUUUCAACUUCAUGGUGUUUUUUUUGCUCCAGAUGGUUUCAAUGAAAUAUUUUACCGUAAAUCGAAUGAUCAGUUAAUGUUUACAUUAUGAUGGUGAUAAAAAAAUUACAUGCUUUCUGUAAUCCAUUAAAUGAAAAGUCAACUAGUUUUGCUGUUUCUUUUAUCAACUAAUUUCUGUUCGGGUGAGAACUCAGACGAUAAAUGUAGAAACUAAUAUCUAUAGUUUUGUUAUAGCAAAUUUAAAUCACGAAUUCAGAAAUAUUAUGAUCAAAAGCCUAACGUAAGUGUUAUCUGUCUUCAAUUAAACGCCUCUAUCAUUCCAUCAAAAGUGUAUGCUUUAUUUAAUUUUGGAAAUUUUUACACUUGUUAUUGCAUGUUAAAAAAUGUGACUGCAGCCAUUUCGAUUGAUUAUUUCUAUUUAAUUCUUUAAUAA
Molecule: messenger RNA, 5039 nt
Organism: Malaya genurostris
Lineage: Eukaryota; Metazoa; Arthropoda; Insecta; Diptera; Culicidae
Gene: FAM21
Product: WASH complex subunit 2
Exons: 4
Coding region: 192-4277 (1361 amino acids)
Source: RefSeq, a predicted model, not a curated record